AGAGAGACGUGUCUCACAAGGGUCCACUGUAGGAAACUGACGCCAUUGCGGUUCAAAUGGGGAACUCAAAUGAGUUUAAAGCAACAGUGAAUCGGAACCAAAAUGGCGGCUCACUGUCAGUUCUUCAUCAUAGUGGUGGCUGAUCAGGCGAGCUUAAUCGAUGGUUUCUAAAACUGAGCAAGGUAGUGGAGAAAUUGAAAGAAUGGCUCGGGUGGUGUUUCUCCAUCCGGAUCUUGGUAUUGGAGGUGCAGAGCGACUGGUGGUUGAUGCUGCUGUUGCCCUAAAGUCUCAAGGAUGCAGUGUUCAGAUUUGGACCGCCCAUUAUGAUCCAAAACACUGCUUCUCGGAGACCCUAGACCCAGAUCUUCCUGUGGUGUGUGCUGGCGACUGGUUACCCACCAGCGUGUUCGGCUACCUGCACGCUCUGUGUGCGUACCUCCGUAUGAUUUAUGUGGCCUUCUACCUGGUCUUUCUGAGCGGUGUGGAGUAUGACGUCAUCUUUUGUGACCAGGUGUCGGUGUGUAUACCGGUGCUGCGGUUCUCCCGACGCAGGAAGAAAGUUCUGUUCUACUGUCACUUUCCGGACCAGCUGCUGACCCAGAGGAAGUCAGCCCUGAAGAAGCUCUACAGAGCUCCUAUUGAUUGGUUGGAAGAACGCACCACUGGCAUGGCUGACAUGAUUCUAGUGAACAGCCAGUUCACUGCAGGCGUCUUCAGGGAGACAUUCUGCAGUCUAAACCGCGUCCAGCCCGACGUCCUCUACCCGUCCCUCAACACUAACGCGUUCGAUCAGAUGUCCACGGAAGCACAGGGCCUGCAGGGUCUGCUUCCUGAGGGAGUGUCCCACCUGUUUCUGUCUCUGAACCGAUACGAGAGAAAGAAGAACCUGGGCCUCGCUCUGGAGGCUCUGGCGGUCCUGAGAUGCAGCCUCACGCCCCCUCAGAGAGCGGGUGUUCACCUGGUGGUCGCCGGGGGCUACGAUGACCGAGUUACCGAGAACGUCCAGCACUACAACGAGCUGACUGAACUGGCCGAGCAGCUCCACUUGCGUGACUGCGUCACCUUUAUGCGCUCUCCCUCUGACUCCGUGAAGGUGGUGCUGCUGCAGACCGCCACCGCAGUGCUGUACACGCCCAGCAGAGAACACUUUGGGAUCGUCCCUGUAGAGGCCAUGUACUGCAGCUGUCCUGUUAUCGCCGUGAACUCCGGGGGGCCCCUGGAGAGCAUAGCUGACGAGGAGACGGGCUUCCUGUGCGAGCCCACGGCCGAGGCCUUCUCUAAGGCCAUGGAGAGGCUUAUCAGAGACGCACGCCUACGCAGGGACAUGGGACAAGCUGGGAGGAGGAGGGUGGAGGAGAGGUUCUCUCUUCAGGCUUUCUCAAACCAGCUCUAUGGGUAUAUCGUCCAGCUGAGCAAGUGAUGGGGAAGGAGGACGAAAACUGAAAAUGUGGAGCUGAACAACAUCUCAAAAACAAAAAAAAAAUCUUACUGUUUUCGGUGUAGACUCAUCAAGAAAUGGAAGUCAAUAAUUCAUUAAUAUUGAUAACAAUUACUAGUGAUGGGAAAAAAUAUUCUGGCAGAUUAUUAUGGGAA
Poecilia reticulata (guppy) is the source of this 1593-nucleotide messenger RNA. RefSeq names its product ALG2 alpha-1,3/1,6-mannosyltransferase (gene alg2). Gene Ontology annotation, molecular function: GDP-Man:Man(1)GlcNAc(2)-PP-Dol alpha-1,3-mannosyltransferase activity. Gene Ontology annotation, biological process: dolichol-linked oligosaccharide biosynthetic process. Lineage: Eukaryota; Metazoa; Chordata; Actinopteri; Cyprinodontiformes; Poeciliidae. The record is from RefSeq and is a predicted model, not a curated record. Gene Ontology annotation, cellular component: endomembrane system.